Symbiodinium sp. CCMP2592 is the source of this 1179-nucleotide messenger RNA. Lineage: Eukaryota; Dinophyceae; Suessiales; Symbiodiniaceae. The record is from the annotation of a GenBank genome assembly.
AUGGCCAAGCUUGAUGGCGCAGAUUGCUCUUGGCCCUCCGAUGAAGAGCUCCGCCAGGUGGAGGAGAUACGAAAGAUAUGCGCUGCUGAGAUUGCCGCGAUGCCUGAGCAACCACGGGAUGUUGUCGGCGACAUCCGGGUGUGCCGGUACCUUCGCUUCUAUGGUGGCAAGGUCAACGAGGCUGCCAAAGGGCUGGCCGAGUUCUUGAAGUGGUGGGUGCAGGAGGAUAUCCCUUCCCUGAGAAAGGGCCUGAUUGACCUAAAUCCGGAUGACUUCCACGCUUGGUGCGAUUCGGCAAGGUCACCUUACUCACCCGUUUUGGUACCCGGCUUUGCCGAAACAGAGGACGGGCACACGGUGAUCUUCGUGUCUCCUGGGUACUUCAAGGCGCAGGAGUUUGUGAGCCAGCGCCCGGCAUGCCACACAAUGGAGAACGACCUGAUGCUGGUGAGAGCGGGCAUGGAGUGGAUGAUGAAGCGCGUGGAUGACAGAUCUUACGAGAAGAAGAAAAUGCUGUACUCCAUCAAAGUGAUCGAUGCGCAGCAUUUGGGAAGGGAGAUCCUGCCUAUUCGGGUGUAUGAAGUUCGCAAGUUCGCUCAAGACAAUGCCAAGCAGAUGAUGUCCAUGUACUGUGAUCAUGAUAUCCUCCUUUUGAUCGUGAACGCGCCCUGGAUCAUUCGCUUCGUCGUCAUGUUCGCCCACACCUUUAUGACCAAGAGACAAUCUGCCCGACUCAAAGUUCUCGGAAGCGCUUCCGAUGCAGAUGUACAGGCACAGCUCCGAGUCGUUGGGCCAACAAGCAUGUUCCCACCUUCUCUCGGAGGCACCAAGAAGCCAGAGGACAUCCCAUUGUACUUCCCCUUGGCGCAGGAUAACCCGUCCAGGAUCGCUGAAUGGAUGGCUCGAAAAGAAGCGGGGAUCACCAGGAAAGGUGCCACGAACCCGCCAAAGCCGGGCACCAGACCCGAGAAUGCCAAAGAGUCCAAGGAGGUGGUGCCUGUAAGCGUGACGACGCCUAUUGCCAACGUGGAGGUAGAGGAGGAGGCUGCGACCAAAGUCUCAGCCGAGGCGGUGUCGCAGGCCAACGGGAUCAGCAAAGGUAAUGAAGAGGAGAAACCGAUCCUUUUGGAGGAGACCCCGGCACCCGGUGGAGGCUGGCUUUGCUGCGCAGCGCCAUGA